AUGAAUCACAGAUGGCGCCUGACGGACUGCAGCGUGUAUUUUAGAAAUGUUCUUUCUUCUGAGGAUAUUUCCAAACCAUUAAAGGUGUUCGAUGAAAUGUCUGGUCUAAAGAAUAUUAACCAACAAAUUAGAUGUCAGUGCAGAUUGAAGAUUUCCACAAACAUCAAACUUAUCUUAUUGUGGAUAAAGAUUUUGGGAUCCAAGAGACUGUCUGGAAGAAGACCCAGAGAAUCCCCUUUCUUCCACGUAUUCCGGGAUUGUGCUUUUGAUAAAGCUGCUCACUUAAACAAAGGCAUACACAAAAUCUACUCUUGCGACGCAACCACUGUUUCCAGUUAA
Molecule: messenger RNA, 339 nt
Organism: Lactuca virosa
Lineage: Eukaryota; Viridiplantae; Streptophyta; Magnoliopsida; Asterales; Asteraceae
Source: the annotation of a GenBank genome assembly